AUCUGACAGAUCUUUUUAAAAAGUUUUUGUCUUGACAUGAGUUUACGUUUAAUUGACAAUGUCACCACUUCUUCUUAUAGUGAUGCUCCUCUGUUCUCGUCUUCUAAGGAACAAAAACAAAUGGGUGCGCAAAUUAUAUACUGUGAUGGCUUCGAGGUGGUUCCUCCUCCCCCGGAGAUGAACGACCUAAUACUCAUCGGAAGCGACCAAUCCGGCGGCGGCGGCUCAAACUGCGGCGAAUCGACCGUAACCACCGAAGAAGAAGGUACUGUUUUCUCCGGCGAUAGUUCACCGGGAUGGCGUGAAACCAAGCUUUUCUCUUUCUACUUCGUCAAGCAACCGGCUUACGAUGAUCUCGACAUCAAAUCCAAAAUCAGUAAAGCUGAUUCAGAGAUUUAUCACUGGAAUAAACGGAGAAUUGAUGUCUACAGUGCUCAGAAAUACCAAAGGGCUGAGUUGUCGUCUUUGUAUGCUCAAAUGGAGAGUUUGGUUGCUAGAUCGCAAGGACGUAAAGUGGUUUUGGAAGAUAAGAAGAUGGAGUUUGAUUCUCUGCAGGAAGGUCUACGGUGCUCUAGCAGUGAUGAACUUGACCAUCUUAUCUUCACAGCACAUUACGUGGUUGAACAUGGAAGUGUGAAGGAAGAAGAUUGGAUGCUUCAAGAGACCGAGAAGCCUGGUGGGAUGACUCUAAGUGAUGACUCUCUUGCGCAGAAAGAAGCUUCCAUACACAGUCUCAAGUUAAUGGCUGUGGAAAUGAAUGAAGUAAAGAAGGAGCUUGAAGCUAUUGCAUGGAACAUUCAGCAGUUGAGUGACAAAAUAGGACAGAUUCAGAACAAGGUCAUGGUUCUUGAUGCAGAAAUGUCAUACAUACUUGAGCAGAGAGACAAAUCAUAUGAAAAGAUUAAGAUGCUGAGGAUACAGCGAGACAAAGGGAACGCUGCGUUUUACCACAGCAUUGCUGUUAUGAAGAGAGCCAAAGAACUGGCUGCUUCUGGAAACGUUAGAGACCUUGAAGUGUACUCUAGCUCUGAGGUUGAUAGGUUCAUGGCUCGUUGGAACAAUGACAAGGCUUAUAGAGAGGACUACGUGAAAAGAAUCUCGCAUUCACUCUGUGAAAGACAGCUGAGCCGAGAUGGGAGGAUUAGAGAUCCUGAAAGUGAAGCUCAGGCUGUUCGGGAGAAGCUGCUUAAGACUAGAAAGGAAGGUAUGGCGGUUCACAAGAUGAACAGAGAAGACUCCAGCUCAAACUCGUCUCAAGAUGGGAAUGUAAUCACUGAAAAGCAAAAGAAAGAAGUGAGGAAGAAGGCGAUGGAUUUCAGCAGGUCAAGUGCUGAGGAGAGUGAUGUUAUAGACUUGGAGUUCCCGGUGUAUGAGAAUCCGAAAAAAGAAGGAGAGGUUGAUGAAGAAACGUUGAAGGAAAGGAAACGUGAAGAGCAGCUAGAGAAAGCUCAGUUAGCUAUGGAAAGGAAGAGGAAGCUACAAGAGAAAGCAACUGCUAAAGCUGCUAUAAGAGCUCAAAAGGAAGCUGAAAAGAAACUCAAGGAGUGUGAGAAGAAAGCGAAGAAGAAAGCUGCAUCAAACUCUUCUCUUGUCAAAUCACAAGAAGCAAUCAAUGAGCUUGAAAAGGUGAGUACUAUAGCAGUCUCAGGGAAAGAGAAGCAGAGAUCAAUGUUUCCAAAGAGGAGUUUCAGGUACAAACACCGUGCAAGAGGAACCGAAGCUCUUCCUAAAGCUAUCCUAAACCGUAGAAAGGCUCAGAGGUAUUGGGUUUGGGGACUCUCCUCUGCUGCACUUGCUCUAGUGCUCUUCCUUGUGUUUUUACUAUUACGGUGAAAAUGAGGAAGGAAAGAGACGGUAAAAAAAAAGGUUUUUUGACUUUACCUAAUUGGAGAAAGAGAGGCAUAGUCAGUGAAGGAGAAGCUGAUUCAGGACUUCCAAAUUUAUCUUAUAGUUCUUUGGAGUUCUUCAUAACCUUAGAUGUUAGUUAAAUAUGUUUCUGUUUGUUUAGAGAGCUAUCUGAAAAAAAAAACAACAACAUAAUUUUCAGUAGGAGCAUGUGAGAGUCCAUGGAGACCUCCAGCUGUCUUUUAAAUGAAUGGUUGUGGACUGAAUCCACUUUAUAGUCUCACUAUU
Brassica oleracea var. oleracea is the source of this 2133-nucleotide messenger RNA. RefSeq names its product proton pump-interactor 2. NCBI's taxonomy places the organism in Eukaryota, Viridiplantae, Streptophyta, Magnoliopsida, Brassicales, Brassicaceae. The transcript is spliced from 7 exons. The record is from RefSeq and is a predicted model, not a curated record. Bases 37 to 1833 code for a protein of 598 amino acids.